Messenger RNA from Vicia faba (fava bean), 675 nucleotides. Lineage: Eukaryota; Viridiplantae; Streptophyta; Magnoliopsida; Fabales; Fabaceae. The record is from the annotation of a GenBank genome assembly.
AUGAUUUUUGUCUCUGCAGAAAAAAAAAAGAAUGGAGAAGCAAACCCCCAAUCCGCCAUCAUGCUCUCCAGAUCGGAUCCGCUCGGAACCCCAUCGUUGGACCUCCACCACGAUCAACCGAUUCCACAACCUUUCCCGCCGCCGAAGCUUCACGUUCCUCCGCCCGGGAGCCAAGCACCAUCAUCCGGAAAAAAUGGAAGAAGUCGAAUCCACCCGGUUGCAAAACUACAGUUCGCUUCAGCCACACAAGCAACAUAUGAACAGCUUGUGAAUGAGAUGCAUAACGACAAACAUUAUUUUCAGAAUCUUUCUCUUUUGUUUACAUGUCGGAAGAAGAUUCAAGGAGAAAGAGAGAUAAAGCUGUUGACGGAGAUUUGCCGCGAACUCCAUCAAACGCCUUCUUCGGCCACGACCUGCAAUCGCCGGGAAGACCGCCCAAUCUCCACGCCUUGGUGUCGACGACUAGAAUCUGUGCAAUACACUCCAAUUUCCGCAACUGAACAGCAGUUGCUGAUCCUCCGACAUCCCCACGCCGGACCGCCGCCGCCUUCAACUCCGCCUUUGUUCCCCGCUCAGAGUUCAACCGAGAUCGGCACCGUCGGUUCAACCAUGGUAUCUUCCUUUUCUCUUUCAUUUGAUCAAUUUCCGAUUUGGGGUAACAUUUGUAACAUUUGA